Phodopus roborovskii (desert hamster) is the source of this 1687-nucleotide messenger RNA. RefSeq names its product NIPA magnesium transporter 2 (gene Nipa2). Gene Ontology annotation, cellular component: membrane. Lineage: Eukaryota; Metazoa; Chordata; Mammalia; Rodentia; Cricetidae. Gene Ontology annotation, biological process: magnesium ion transport. The record is from RefSeq and is a predicted model, not a curated record. The coding region runs from base 254 to 1333 and encodes 359 amino acids. The transcript has 7 exons. Gene Ontology annotation, molecular function: magnesium ion transmembrane transporter activity.
GCUCCGGCGCGGGCGGCUCGGCCGCCGAAGGCUGCGUGCCCGAGGGUGGAACUACUCUGCCGUGGUCAAACGCUUCAAAUGGGAAUAAAGGAUCGCAUUUCCAAGAAAAUGAGGAUGAAUAAAUCGUCUCUGCUCUUAAAAAGGAAGACCACAUUAAACUUACAUAUUUGAAGACUAUCAUCCUUCCUCCAGUUCAAGCAUUUUCUCUGUUCUGUGAUCAAUGUCACUCACAGGAACUUAAGUAACAAACGAAAUGAGCCUGGGGCGUGGAAAAUAUGACUUUUAUAUCGGUCUGGGGUUGGCUAUGACCUCCAGCAUUUUCAUUGGAGGGAGUUUCAUUUUGAAAAAAAAAGGCCUUUUGCGACUUGCCAGAAAAGGUUCCAUGAGGGCAGGUCAAGGUGGCCAUGCAUAUCUUAAAGAAUGGUUGUGGUGGGCUGGACUGCUAUCAAUGGGAGCUGGGGAAGUGGCCAACUUCGCUGCAUAUGCGUUUGCUCCCGCUACACUGGUGACACCGCUGGGCGCCCUCAGUGUUCUUGUAAGUGCCAUUCUGUCUUCAUACUUCCUAAAUGAAAGACUUAAUCUUCAUGGGAAAAUUGGGUGUUUGCUAAGUAUUCUGGGGUCUACAGUUAUGGUCAUUCAUGCUCCAAAGGAGGAGGAGAUUGAGACCUUAAAUGAAAUGUCACAUAAGUUAGGUGAUCCAGGUUUUGUUGUCUUUGCAACAUUUGUGGUCAUUGUGGCCUUGAUAUUCAUCUUUGUGGUAGGACCUCGGCACGGACAGACAAACAUUCUUGUGUAUAUAACAAUCUGCUCUAUGAUUGGAGCAUUUUCAGUCUCUUGUGUGAAGGGUUUGGGCAUUACCAUCAAGGAGUUGUUGGCUGGAAAGCCUGUCCUGCAGCACCCCCUGGCCUGGAUUCUGUUGCUUAGCCUCGUGGUCUGUGUGAGUACACAGAUCAAUUACCUAAACCGGGCUCUGGACAUUUUCAACACUUCCAUUGUGACUCCAAUAUAUUAUGUGUUCUUCACCACUUCAGUUCUGACUUGUUCCGCUAUCCUUUUUAAAGAGUGGCAAGGUAUGCCUGCUGAUGAUGUCAUUGGCACUCUGAGUGGCUUCUGCACAAUCAUCGUGGGCAUAUUUUUGUUGCAUGCCUUUAAAGAUGUCAGUUUUAGUCCAGCAAGCCUGCCUGUGUCUUUUCGGAAAGAUGAAAAAGCAGUGAAUGGCAGUCUUUCUAGUAUGUAUGAAGUUCUUAGUAAUAGUGAAGGCGGCUUACCCUGUGGGACUGAACACACUGGUGACAAUAUCUCCCGUAGAAAUGGAAACCUGACAUCUUUUUAAGGAUAUGAUUGAAAACCUAUAAUUGUUAUAGUGAUUUCUGAGUAUCAGAAUGUAUCUGAAAAAAAAAAAAUACUGUCCUCAAAUAAUGUCCUCUGAAGACAAUCUUUUUUAAGUUUUCACUGAUUUGGAUCAAGAAAUUACUUUUCUUAUAUUUAAACAAUGGUAGCUCCCUAAAAUGACCUCAGUACAUGGCUAAUUUCUAAUAACAUUGUAUUAUUGUAAAGGUAUUUUACAUUUUUAUUCAUUCUCCAGAAAUCUAAAUGCACUAAUGACAAAUUUAAGCCUUUAAAAAUGUUUUAUUUUUUCCAUUGGUGAUGAACAUUAAAAUGUACAUUUUGUGAUUCCUAUCCCAUC